AAAGCCCGUGAACAAUAGCCUAUAGAGUAUGGAAGUCAAAAGUCUACUGGUAUUCAAGUUACUGGUGUUUUUUGUAGCAUACACAAAUGCAGAGAUACUCAUUCGAGGGAGUGAACGUGUUUCCUUGGGAUCAGAAGCCCGUCUACAGUGUAUUGCAAGAGAUUACGAUGUCCAGACGAGAAAGAUGAUUUGGUUCCACAACGGACGUCUUGUUACGAAGUCCAGCAGAAACACCAUUACGGAGCUUUUCAAUGACAACGAAGAUGACUACGGGUUGAGUGAACUCCGAAUACCGGAAGUACGACUGAGUGAUGCUGGGAGAUACACGUGUAAAGCAAACAAGAAUCAUGAAGCCAGCUUUGAUCUAACUGUGCAUUAAUGAUUCUGUAGAAGUAAAAAUUAUUCGAAUAAAAUGAAAAAAGCGCCAAA
Molecule: messenger RNA, 429 nt
Organism: Saccostrea echinata
Lineage: Eukaryota; Metazoa; Mollusca; Bivalvia; Ostreida; Ostreidae
Exons: 2
Coding region: 29-379 (116 amino acids)
Biological process (GO): synapse organization
Cellular component (GO): neuron projection membrane
Source: RefSeq, a predicted model, not a curated record